AUGAUAACCACCAAGAACCCCCAUUCUCUUGAGCUUCAAAACGGUGACAAAUUACAGAUACUCACCGAACAUCAACAGUAUCAGUCACACAGCAGAUUUCUCAACAUGAGCUCCAAAGUCUUCAUUAUCACUGGUGCCAGUAAGGGCAUUGGCGCUGCCAUUACCCGUUACCUGCUUGACCAAUCCCACAAGGUUGUUAUUACAGCUCGAUCAUCCGAACCAUUGGAGUGUUUGAAGAAAUCGCACCCGGAACAGGUCCAAUUCAUUGCUGGAGACAUUGUCGAACCUCAGCUGCCUUCGAAGCUGGUUGACCUUGCUGUAUCCUCGUUCGGCAAAAUUGAUGGUCUGGUUAUCAACCAUGGCAUGUUGGCGCCCAAGAAGUUCGCAGACACCACGGUCGAAGAGUGGAAGAAGAUUUAUGACAUCAACGUCUUCAGCGGUAUUGCCUUGGCCCAAGCUGCGAUCAAAGAGCUACGCAAGUCCAAAGGCUGUAUUGUCUGGGUGUCAUCAGGAGCAGCAGCCAAGCAAUAUGCCGCGUGGACAAGUUACGGUUCAUCAAAGGCAGUCUACAAUUCUGUCUCAGCUCACAUUGCGCUUGAAGAGCCUGACAUAACAAGUGUUGCCAUUGCACCAGGUCGAGUUGACACUGAGAUGCAAGGUGUACUGAGAUCGGAAGGCCAAUCAUCUAUGAACAAGGCACAAUACGAUUCCUUCGUUGAAGCUAAAGAAAAGGGCAUCUUGCUAAAGCCAGACCAGCCAGGAAAUGUUAUGGCCAAGUUUGUCGCAGACCCGCUCAAAGAGCUGAGCGGCAAAUUCUUUUCAUGGAACUCACCAGAGGUCGAGGCAUACCAAGAAUAG
This is a messenger RNA of Fusarium fujikuroi IMI 58289, 858 nucleotides long. RefSeq names its product corticosteroid 11-beta-dehydrogenase-like protein. Gene Ontology annotation, molecular function: oxidoreductase activity, acting on NAD(P)H, oxygen as acceptor. Bases 1 to 858 code for a protein of 285 amino acids. NCBI's taxonomy places the organism in Eukaryota, Fungi, Ascomycota, Sordariomycetes, Hypocreales, Nectriaceae. The record is from RefSeq and is a predicted model, not a curated record. Gene Ontology annotation, cellular component: intracellular anatomical structure. The transcript has 4 exons.